Messenger RNA from Cyanistes caeruleus (blue tit), 4807 nucleotides. Lineage: Eukaryota; Metazoa; Chordata; Aves; Passeriformes; Paridae. The record is from RefSeq and is a predicted model, not a curated record.
ACCUAUGCUGUUGCUGUGGGUGGAAUGCUCUUCUUCAGAGGCAGCAGGACUCAGUAAUGCUUUCCCUAAAGUGUAGCUGGUUGGUUUUAUUCUGGCUUGUGUGCAAAAGACAGAAAAUGAAUGUAUCCUAAUGUCUUAAAAUAUCUUCUGUGCACAUUAAUUUGAGGACUAUCUGUCCCUAGACGGAAUAAUUUUUCACAUUGCUAUGAAGUUUGGGUAGAGAAGACAAUGAAGAAUGUAUGACUGCUGAGAUGGAGCUCAUUGUAAAACAAACAAAAAUAACAGGAAGCAGACUUAGAAAAUGAAGCAGCAACAGGAGUUUUACUUCCAGUUUCCACUUCAAAUAUUGAUGGUCUUGAAAGUGCAUUUGGAUCACAGACAUUUUCCAGCACAGAACAAAUCAAGAGCUCCUCUCCUAUCUCAGAGUAAUAGAGACAGCUUAAUGUCAUAUGACCUCAUUUCUCCAAAUUAAAUGAAAGAAGAAUUUUCACUAGCUUUCCAUGAAGCUCAGCUAUUGCCUGUUAAUUUUGACUGUUAGUGCUGAUCUUUCAGUUGGAUUCACAGUGGAAAAUGUAGCUUUUAACAGGACAGUUGCUUUCGGGUCUUUCAAUGCAUCACUUCAUGCAGUGUCUCAAGCUUUAAUAAGUUCUCCAGCACACCAUGAUAUCAUAGCCAAAGAGGGGACCAGUAUUUUAAUUGAAUGUAAACUGAAUAUCAGCCAGUAUGAACAUAUCCUUUGGUAUAACUCCAGAGGACACCUGCUUGAACAGAAAGAUGAAGGUGACCGGUGGAGGAUUGCCGAUAACUCCCUCAACAUCACGAAGGUCAGCUUUGCUGACCGGGGCCGGUACACGUGUGCAGGCAUUAAUCAUAACGAGACCUUGUACUACACAGUCACCCUGAGGGUUAUCUUCACCUCAGGGGACAUGAGCAUCUACUACAUGAUUGUGUGCCUCGUUGCCUUUGCCAUCACUCUGAUUUUGAACAUCACCCGCCUGUGCAUGAUGAGCAGCCACCUCCGCAAAACGGAGAAGGCCAUCAACGAGUUCUUCCGCACGGAAGGGGCUGAGAAGCUGCAGAAAGCUUUCGAGAUAGCCAAGCGUAUCCCUAUCAUCACAUCUGCCAAAACGCUCGAGCUGGCCAAAGUCACUCAGUUUAAGACCAUGGAGUUUGCUCGCUACAUCGAAGAGCUCGCCAGGAGCAUUCCCCUCCCGCCUCUGAUCCUGAACUGCAGGGCGUUCAUGGAGGAGAUCUUCGAGGCCGUGCGAGUGGACGACCCCGACGAGGUGGGUAAGGAGCACAAGCAGCCCCCCGGCUGCGGGGCCCAGGCCACGCUGUUCCCCAGCAGCGCCGAGAUGAAGCGCAGCGAUUCCCCGGCCGGGGACUCGGACGAUGGCUCCCUGAGCGAGCAGGGCCAGGAGAUCGCCGUGCAGGUGUCCAUCCACCCCCAGUCCCAAGGGCAGAGCAUCGACACCGUGUCUCACGGCAGCUGCCACUCUGUGCCUGCUGAGGAAGGCGCCUGCUGAGCCCAGAGAUCCGCAGAGGGGCCGAGGAAGCUCGGGUGAUCCAAGGGUAGUGUGACAAAAAUGUCUGCAAACAAGCUGCCUCAGUCCCACGUGCACAAGAGUUUUCCAAGUUGCAAGGUGCCAGAGCUAGUUCUGAAGUGUGUAUUUUCUGUCAGAGUUGAUUUAACAAUUCCAGUCUGCUAGAAAAGGCCGUUUGGAAUAUUGUGUGGGGGCUUUUCUUUCUAAAGCAGGCUGGCUAUAUUUAAAACAGUUACAAAACAGGAAUUCUUUGUCCUUGGCUCCUUAGUAGUUUUUGAUACUUCAGAUCUAUGUAAGAAGUGACCAAGCUGAGCAGUACAACUUGCAAUAAGAACUUUUCCUUUGUGAGCUCCUUCUUUCUUCACAAAGUUGAGCUGAAAUUCCUUUGAGUCAGUGUUGUUGUCCUGAUGAAUUGAGUUCUGUGCUCUUUUUGAGUUGCCUCUUGGUGCGUGUAGCCCAUCAGAACCAUGGUGAGCUUGAACAAAUCUGUUUUGUGUCACGUGCUUCUGUGUUGCUAUCAAAAUGUACUGUACUUAGGAAAAGAAUAGUGUCAGGAUCUGCUGCUGGAUUAAAUGAAUUGUUGUAGUUUCAAAGCAGCUUAGAGAACAACCAGGUCGUCUCAGUUUUCUGUGCAUCUGCAGGAAACUUGUGUGCAUUCUAAAAGCUUUUUGCUUAAACUUGGUGCUGAUUGCCAAAGCGCCUUACCAUGGUCCUGUCCCACAGAACGGAGCAGUGACAGCACUGCUGGCACUGCCUGGCUUUUCAUUUCACUGAUUUCACUCACUAUAGAAAAUCCAAAGUUUUAUAUUGUAUUUGACGUUGUGGUGAGAAAAGGAUGACAGUAAUCACAUCGUGGCAAAACUAGUAAAUGAAUUUAUCAUCUACAGACAGGUGUCUCAGGCACAUCUUCCUGAACAGCAUCAUAACAAAGCAGGUGAAAAGUAGUGACACUGAGUCGCUCUGCUCUGGCUGGUCCUGUCAGAAGGCAGUGGCAGAGAGAGUGGGGGCUGGCUGAGCUGUUUCCAGCCACUGUUUGCAGGAGGGGACUGACUCACUGAUAGAGCCCAGCCUCGUGUGCUGCAGAGGUGCCAGAAGGGAGAGCUGCAGCUGCUGACAUAUGUAGACACGAGUACUUCACCAAGGAUCUCCCACCUGGCUUCCUCAGCUGUAGAGAUCCAGCCUCCAGGAAUCAGAGUGCAGACAAGAAUCUACCUUCUUCUACUCUUUGGUGCUGUUUUUUUUUCUCCUUAACAUUUGUAAGUUGUAUCACUUAAAUAGCAUUUUAUAUCAUGUUGAGAUUUAGUAGAUGUAAAGCUUGUAAGCACUCCACAAAUUAAUUUCUUACAACUACUGAAAGCAUAUUGCCAUAUAAUUUUAACAACUUGGCAACAGGAGCGCCAUUUAAUUUCACACAACUCUUUUUUCUUUCCUUAUUAUUACAGAAAUGUCAGUUGAACAAGUGAUUCUGGAGGGCUGCUCAGGAUUCUUAAGAGGAUUUGACAUUGCAUUUACAUGAGUAGAGGUGGAAAACAAGCAGGCACAGUGGUAAUAGCAGGGUGGGGCUGACUGUGGUAAUACAUGCUCAGAACAAAGGGGCUGAACGAAUUAUAGUUACCAUAUCAGAGAGAGGGGAAAUGACAGCAUCUAUUACCAUUUUAAACUACCUUCUGGGGAAAUUCCUGCAGUCAGACACCAGUUAAAUCACCCUAGUUGCCUUUGGCCUGUCGGGUAGGAGUGGUGUUAGUCAGGAAGGAAAUUGCUAGCCUUUAUUACAGUAACAUUCCCACCAGCUUGGUGCCAUUUCCAAGACUGUAGCAAACUUUGUCUGCUUCAGGGGAAUAAAAGCCUCUGUACACACUUCGAGUAGCUGCCUCAACAGUGACUUCUUGUUUUGCUUCCAUAGUUUGAUGGCACUUUAUGUCCAGGUGAGAAGUUUGUAUAGUGUUGUGUAACCUGUCUGGUUUCUUUUAAGUUUUUUGAGGUUAUCAGUGUUAAAAGAUACUCUGUGGAUAAAUACCUAUUUCUCUUAGAAGUAGGAAGCUGCUGGCUUCACUUCUGUGCUACAAUGGGUUCUGCAGGUUUGUUGCACAUGUGAGAGGGGAGAUUUGGGAGUUUGCACCCUUUUGGAUGUGCAGGUCCAAAGAGGUGAAGGCUACAAGAGGGAAUGAUCUGUUUUAAUCUCCUUUGUGCCACAGGCCAUCAGAAUGUACCCACACCUGCCUUAUUUCCAUAUAAACAGCUCUCCUUGCUUCUGUGGAACUGUUGCAUGAUAUGCAACAUGAUAUGGAUGUGUUACCCCUAAAUGCACACACAGAGAGAGGUGCCUCUACAAAAUCUAAACUAUUUAAUUGCUUCCUAAGAAGCACUUAUGAUUGACAGAUGUCACAUCAGAAGUGGCAGCUUACAGGCAGCAGAAUUACACUGAAGGUGUGUCAGAUGGGUGUCAGGAGAGCAGUUUCGAGACUGAUUUGAUCUCUUUUUUGAUUUUUAGAUUUUAUUUAUGUAGCUCCAAGUUCUUACUGAGCACAGUUACCUGGUGUCUUCAUACAUCCUAUUGCUGAUUGAGAGGAAAGAGUGACCAUGCAUAAAGGUCCUCAGAAAUGCAGUUGCAGUGUCAAUUGCUGGAUAGCAAAGCUGAGAGUUUUCCUGAAUUACUACAGUAUUUUGUUCCUUAAAUGAAUUUCAUUCCUGAGAAGGACAUUGUUCUGUAAGGAUUUCAGUAUAUCAGGAGUACCUUCUGAAUGUAGGAGAUGAUCCUACUCCCACUGAAUUCAAUUAGAGAGAAUUUGGAGCUCUGUGCAUUUUAUAGGAUUUUUAUGCAUCUGAAGGCAAGGAUGAUAGUGAUGUUAAAUGGUAAAAGUGAUUUCCAGAGAAUGAAAUUUGACACCAGUUUCCAAACAACUUGUGAACUAUUCUUGUUACCCUGAGAGUAGAUGUGUUCACUUAAUGUCUUUGAUGAAUCCAAUUGAACAUUAACAUUGAAAGUGUUUCUCUCUUAACUUUUUGUAGGAUGAGAAGAAUUUACAGUGGUUUCCUUGCUUUAAACUAAAGUCUCUGACAAUCACAAGGCUAUUCUAUCUCUUCUUUGUGACUUAUUUUAAAAAAUAUAAAAUCUACUUGUUAUCCAAGAGUACCUAAAACUAACUUUGUAGUGAUUAUUUGUAUUACCUGGAUUGUAAAGUAACUGUUUAAUGUAACCAUGUAGAAUUUCAUACUUUCAUAAAAUGAAUUGGUAGAUUUGCAAAAUAAAUUGAAAAGUAAAA